Messenger RNA from Filobasidium floriforme, 2838 nucleotides. RefSeq names its product RNB-domain-containing protein. The transcript has 9 exons. NCBI's taxonomy places the organism in Eukaryota, Fungi, Basidiomycota, Tremellomycetes, Filobasidiales, Filobasidiaceae. Gene Ontology annotation, cellular component: P-body; exosome (RNase complex). The record is from RefSeq and is a predicted model, not a curated record. The coding region runs from base 1 to 2838 and encodes 945 amino acids. Gene Ontology annotation, molecular function: 3'-5'-RNA exonuclease activity; RNA binding.
AUGGCUCAUCACCGAGCCAACAGUCGCAGCGUCGCCAACGGAGAUUGGCGCAACGCCGGACCGAACAAGGAAGCGGUCCUCGACUUGGCUUCCGCUCAGGCUCAACUCCAGAUGUUAUCCAACUUCCGAUCCAACCAGAUCGGUGGAGGAGGCCAUUCCAAGAUGGCUUCGUUCAGCUUCCCCAACAUGCUGCCCAAUCUCAUGAUGGCCAGUACGAUGGGUCCGGCCACCCAGUCGAUCGUCCAGCAACAGCAAGCUUUCCAGAUGCAGCUCCAGCAGCAUCAAGGUCCAGGACCUCAGCGAAAGUCGCUCUUUGCGCCUUACCUGCCGCAGGGCUCUCUCCCGGCUCUUCUCGCUGCCGGCAAGCUUGUCGUCGGUGUGCUUCGAGUCAACAAGCGGAACAGAUCUGACGCUUACGUAGCUACCGAUGUGUUGGAUGCCGACAUCUACAUUUGCGGUUCCAAGGAUCGAAACCGUGCGUUGGAAGGAGAUAUCGUCGCCGUCGAAUUGCUCGAUGUGGACGAGGUCUGGGGGUCCAAGAAGGAAAAGGAAGAAAAGAAGCGAAAGAAGGAAGAGAAUUCCGCCUACGAUCAAGGCAUCAACAAGGCCAACGCCCGAAAGAAUGACAAGAAGAAGGACGACGUCGAAGUCGAAGGUCAGGGUAUGGUUCUGUUCGACGAUGAAGAGGUUACCGAUGAGCAAAGGCCCACGUAUGCCGGUCACGUCGUUGCCGUCGUCGAGCGAAUGACUGGACAGCUCUUUUCCGGUCAGCUGGGCGUCCUUCGACCUUCGUCUGCUGCGACCAAGGAGAAGCAGGACGCCGAACGUCGAGAGCGAGGAGGUGACGACGCCGAAGUCGAGAACCACUCUCGAAAGAACAACGACCGUCCCAAGAUCGUCUGGUUCAAGCCGACCGACAAGCGAGUGCCGUUGAUCGCUAUUCCCACGGAACAAGCUCCGAAAGACUUCAUCGACAAACCCGAUGCCUACGCAGACAGACUGUUUGUUGCCACUAUCAAGCGAUGGCCGAUCACCUCACUGCAUCCUUUCGGAGCGCUGGUCGACGAACUGGGAUCCAUCGGAGAUCUCGAGACCGAAACUGCUGCAUUGUUGAAAGACUGCAACUUCCCUACCGAGGAGUUCCAGGAAGCUACCAUGAGGUGCCUACCUCCUGUACCCUGGUCCAUCCCGGAGAGAGAGUACGAAGUCCGACGUGACAUGCGCGAGGAACGAGUGUUCACCAUCGAUCCGGCUACCGCCAAGGACCUUGAUGACGCUCUUUCGAUCAAGAAGAAGGAGGACGGUACUUACGAAGUUGGAGUUCACAUCGCCGAUGUUUCGCACUUUGUUCGACCGAACACUGCCCUGGAUAGGGAUGCUCGCAAACGUGCGACUAGCGUCUACCUGGUCCAGCGAGCGGUACCCAUGCUUCCGCCUUUGCUCUCUGAGCAGCUCUGCAGUCUCGUUCCGGGAGUUGAACGGUUGACGUUCUCGGUAUUCUUCAACCUCGACAAGGAUGGCAACGUGAUUAGCAAGGAAUUUGCCAAGACGAUCAUCAAGUCGUGUGCGAAGCUUGCUUACGACGAUGCUCAAAGGGUACUCGACGGCGGCAAACUCGACAAGGAAGUCGAAGAGGGCCAUGACGUCUCCGCUAUCGAGGAAGACAUCAAGGCGCUCAACGAUAUCGCUGGCAAGAUUCGAGAUCGACGAUUCAAGGACGGUGCCCUCAAGAUCGAUCAACCCAAAUUGGCAUUCGUAUUGGAUGAAUCUGGCAAGCCUCGAGACGUUCGCCCUUACGUUCGCAAGGCUUCGAACGAUUUGAUCGAGGAGUACAUGCUUCUGGCGAACAUGGCGGUUGCGGCUGUGAUCGCUAACGGCCUGCCCGAGCAAGCGCUCCUGCGACGUCACGAGGCACCUAUCAAUCGACGGGUCGAAGCUUUCAUCGAUCGAGCGAAGCGUCUCGGCUUCGAAUUUGCGGGUGUCGGGUCGAGCGAGAUGCAAGCUGGUUUCGAGAACGUGGAAGACUUCGGUGACAAGCUCUGUCUCCAGAUCUUGGCCACUCGGGCUAUGACUAGGGCGAAAUACUUCUGCGCUGGAAUGCUCGACAUUGCCAAAUAUGGCCACUUUGCCCUGAACGCGCCCGUUUACACUCACUUUACCAGUCCUAUUCGUCGAUAUGCGGACAUUCUGGUCCAUCGAAUGCUCGAAGCAUCGAUCAACAACGUUCCCGAAGCCAAAUUCGUCAUGGACCGCGAUCAAGUCGCAAAGUGCGCUCAACACUGCAACGCCAAGCGGGAUGCUGCCAAGAUUGCCCAAGAGCAAUCAGACCACCUUCACUUGUGCUACCUCAUCGACGAUCUCACAAAGAAGUAUGGACCUGUUGUUCGAGAUGCGAAGAUUGUGGGCGUACUAGACAGCGCUUUCGACGUGGUUGUGCCUGAAUUCCGAAUCGAGAAGCGCGUGCACGCCGACAAGAUGCCGCUCCUGAAUCACGUUUAUGACGAGCACAAACGAAACCUCUCGCUUUACUGGGACACGAAAGACGUUCUCUCGUACCUUGCUGCCGAGACCGAUGACGAAUACAUCAAGAAGGUGCUCGCUCAGGGCAAAGCUCGCACUGCUACUGACGAGGAUGCCAAAGCUUCCAUCCAGGGCUCCAAAUCGGUCAACAAGGAGCCUCUCAAGUUUGAGAACGUGAAGACUACUCCUGGAGGUCAUCGUAUCCAGGUCAUCGAGGAGUUGCAGACCGUUCCGGUCAUGAUCGUUGCCGACGUUACCAAGUCGCCACCCGUGAUCCAAUGUUUGGCUGUCUCGCCUUUCGCUUCAGGCCAGGAAUAG